ACAAAUACUGUUUAACACCAAAUGGAAUCAAAUCAAGAGGAGUUCGAUUAUUUGAAAGUUGAAAAAUUAUCAAGAGAUGUACUCAACGUCAUUGUCGAAGAGAUGCCGUUGCAUUGGAAGAAACUUGCUCGUUUCUUAAACGUUAGUGAUAUAGAAAUAGACAGAGUUUUACACGAGUACAAAACCACCAGAGAACAAACUUACGAGGUUUUAAAUAGUUGGUGUAAAGAUAAUCCAGAAAAAAAUUGGCGGGAUAUAAAAUCUGGGUUGCUAUUUUGUGAGCGAAAAGACGUUAUCUUAAAAUGUGAAAGAAAACUAAAUGUGCGUUCAAUAUUUGGUGUUCAACCGUCUACAGAAAAACUAUUUUUUUGCAAAGAAGUGUUUUCUAAAAUUCAUGAUUAUUUUAUUGAAGUACAAGAUGUAAAAAAAUCGACCCUAGUGUUAUAUGGAAUGUCCGGUGUUGGAAAGACGCAAAUUGCUAGAAAAUAUUGUGAGGUUUAUCAUAAUUUUUAUGAAAGUUUUGUUUGGAUAAACGCAGCAUUUGGAAAGUUACAAACGUCAAUAAUCAAUCUUUGUCAGUUAUUAGGACUUAUAGUUCAAGAUUCGAAAGGUGACUUUUUUAAUAUAGAAGUGAUUGUUGAAAAAAUUCAUAAUUAUUAUAAAAAUGAAAAGACGCUGUAUAUUUUUGACAAUGUAGACGAUGAAAGUGUUCAAAAUUUGGAAAUGUACAUUUCAAACAAAUCGAAUUCAUUUACUUUAAUAACCUCUCAAUGGAGAACGUGGUCGAAUAACGUAAAUAAAAUGCUCAUUGAUGUUUUUUCUUCUGAAGAUGCAUUUACUUAUGUAAAAAAUAAUAUAAAAGAAACCACCGAUGAAAACAUAAGAAACUUAAUUAAAGAACUUGGUUAUCAUCCGUUUGCUAUUACUCAGGCAAUAAAAUAUAUAAAGAUAUAUGAAAUUUCGAUAGAAAAAUACAUUGAUCGAUAUAGAUCGAAACCUUUAGAAACACUAGACGAUGAAACCUUUCCAACCGAAGAUGAAUCAAAGUCUGCAAUAAAAGCAAUCAAUUUAGUUUUAAUAAAAUUAGAAAAAACUAAAAUUAUUCCGUUUAAAAUACUUAAUUGUUUAUCUCAUUGUGAUCCUCAAAACAUAAGUAAAGAAUUUAUAAUCCAAAUUUCAAAACACAUGGGAAUACACGAAGACUACUUGGUUGAUCAAGCUGUUAGAUUACUUAUGAGUUAUUCUUUACUAAAUCGUUUUGAUGAUAAAAAGUAUUCAAUACAUGAACUGACACAGUUGUCGUGUCGAUGUUUUCAAAGCAAAACUUUAAAUACAAAUACGUAUCUUGAUCUAAUCGAAAACUAUUUAAAUUUUGAGUUAAACGGAGUAAAAUAUCACGUUGAUUUUGGAAACCAUUUUGUUUUUCAUUUUCUUUAUUUAUUUCGUAUUAACAGAAAGAGAAUGUCAAAAACCUUCCAUCAUAUGUCGACUCCUAUUAAAAAAUUAUUAAUAUGUAAAGGUUUAUUUCAAGAAGCAAUCGACAUAUUAAAAGCUGUUGAAAGUUUUAUUGUAGAAACUUAUGGAGAAAAUAAUGAGCUUACAUUUGAUACUAAACAUAAUAUUGCAAAAUGUUUGUACGAUAUGGGAAAAUAUUACGAAGCUUUAGAAAUUUAUUAUUUUGUUGAUAAAAUAAAAACUGAAAAUUUAGGUUUUAACCAUCCGUCUACAAUGAAAACAAAACAUAAUAUUGCUCUCUGUUUGCACGAUAUGGGAAAAUAUAACGAAGCCUUAGAAAAUUAUUAUUCUGUUGACAAAAUGCAAAUUGAAGUUUUAGGUAACAAUCAUCUAUCAACAAUGAAGACAAAACAUAAUAUCGCACUCUAUUUAAACGAUAUGGGAAAAUAUAAUGAAGCUUUAGAGAUUUUUUACGCUGUUGAUAAAAUACGAACUGAAACUUUAGGUAUUAGCCAUCCAUCCACAACAAAAACCAAAAAUAGUAUUGCAAUCUGUUUGUGCGAUAUGGGAAAAUACAACGAAGCUUUAGAAAUUUUUUAUUCUGUUGAUAAAAUACAAACAGAACUUUUAGGUGUUAAUCAUCCGACUGCAAUGGCAACAAAAGAUAAUAUAGCAAACUGUUUGCACGAUAUGGGAAAGUAUAAUAAAGCUUUAGAAAUUUAUAAUUCUGUCGAUAAAAUAAAAACUGAAAUUUUAGGUAAUGACCAUCCUUCUACAAUGAAAACAAAAAAUAAUUUGGCAAAUUGUUUAUACGAUAUGGGAAAAUAUAAUGAAGCUUUAGAAAUUUUUUACGUUGUGGAUAAAAUGCGGACUGAAACCUUAGGUAUUAGCCAUCCAUCCACAACAAAAACAAAAAAUAGUAUUGCAAACUUUUUGUGCGAUAUGGGAAAAUAUAACGAAGCUUUAGAAAUUUUUUAUUCUGUUGAAAAAAUACAAACAGAAGUUUUAGGUAUUAAUCAUCCGGCAACAAUGGCAACAAAAGAUAAUAUAGCAAACUGUUUGCACGAUAUGGGAAAAUAUAACAAAGCUUUAGAAAUUUAUAAUUAUGUUGAUAAAAUAAAAACUGAAGUUUUAGGUAAUAACCAUCCAUCUACAAUGAAAACAAGAAAUAAUAUGGCAGGUUGUUUGUACGAAAUGGGAAAAUUUAAUAAAGCAUUAGAAAUUUUUAGUUCUGUUAAUAAAAUAAAACUUGAAAUUUUUGGGGAUAGUCAUCCAUCUACAAUGAAAACAAAACAUAAUAUCGCAAACUGUUUGUACGAUAUGGGAAAAUAUAACGAAGCUUUAGAAAUUUAUUACUCUGUUGAUAAAAUUAAAACAGAAAUUUUAGGCAACAACCAUCCAUCUACAAUGAAAACAAAAAGUAAUAUAGCAAAUUGUUUCAACGAAAUGGGAAAAUAUACUGAAGCUCUAGAAAUUUUAUAUUCUGUUGAAAAAAUACAAACUAAAAUUUUGGGUGGCAAUAAUCCCUCAACAAUAGCAACACAACAUUGUAUUGCAAUCUGUUUGAGCAAAAUGGGAAAAUAUAACUAUGCUUUGGAAAUUUAUGAUUCUGUUUAUAAAAAACAAACCGAAAUUUUAGGUUUCAAUCAUCUAUCUACAAUGAAAACAAAACAUUGUAUUGCAAGCUGUUUGGAAGACAUGGGAAAAUAUAAAGAAGCUCUAAAAGUUUUUUAUUCUGUUGAUAAAAUACAAACUGAAACUUUAGGCAUCACCCAUCCAUCUACAAUAAACACAAAACAUUGUAUCGCAAGCUGUAUGAGUAAUUUAGAAAAAAAACAAACGAAUUGUUUAAUUGUUUAAAUAAUUUUAUAGUUUAUAUAUUUAUCAUAGAUCCGUUUUUAUUCAAAAUCUUGUAAAAAA
This is a messenger RNA of Hydra vulgaris (swiftwater hydra), 3375 nucleotides long. RefSeq lists its product as uncharacterized. Gene Ontology annotation, biological process: signal transduction. Gene Ontology annotation, molecular function: protein binding; ADP binding. Gene Ontology annotation, cellular component: kinesin complex. Lineage: Eukaryota; Metazoa; Cnidaria; Hydrozoa; Anthoathecata; Hydridae. The record is from RefSeq and is a predicted model, not a curated record.